This is a messenger RNA of Stylophora pistillata, 475 nucleotides long. RefSeq lists its product as uncharacterized. The record is from RefSeq and is a predicted model, not a curated record. NCBI's taxonomy places the organism in Eukaryota, Metazoa, Cnidaria, Anthozoa, Scleractinia, Pocilloporidae.
CGCGCGAAACUUCAAAAUGACGGCAGAGAAAGCCAGUUUUUCCAAAAAAGUUGUUAUUAUCGAAGAAGACAUUCCCGGAGCGAAGCUUCGUCGGGAAAACGUUGAAGAGUGUACUGUACCACAGCUUAGACGAUGGCUGUUGUGUAGAGGAGCGAAAACAAGCGGCAAGAAAGCCGAUCUUGUCAAGAGAUAUAACGACUAUGUCAAGGGAGGCCUUCAUUUAAAAACCUUACGAGAUCCGGAUGGAGGUGUGCAUCUUGCGCGAAAGAAAGUCUUACUGGGUUUAAUAGAUGAAGUAGACCCUCCACAUGUUACUGAUAUUUUCCCUAAGGAUGGUUUCCAUGAGGAUCUUACUGAUUUGCCACAUGUAAAUUUUGACAUAGACUUUAGGGAUGAAAAAGAUCCAAAGACUUUAAGAAUAACAUCUAGUGUCAGAAUGUGCUCUGAACGUUUCAAGGACGAUGGUGUUAAAUAG